Phragmites australis (common reed) is the source of this 1518-nucleotide messenger RNA. RefSeq names its product GATA transcription factor 20-like. Lineage: Eukaryota; Viridiplantae; Streptophyta; Magnoliopsida; Poales; Poaceae. Bases 132 to 1202 code for a protein of 356 amino acids. The transcript is spliced from 7 exons. Gene Ontology annotation, molecular function: zinc ion binding; sequence-specific DNA binding; protein binding. Gene Ontology annotation, biological process: regulation of DNA-templated transcription. The record is from RefSeq and is a predicted model, not a curated record.
CCACCUCGUCUCCCUUCCAAGCCCGUUUCCACCCUCCAAACCGAAACCAGAUCGAAAUCCUAGGGGCUAGGGUUACCUCCCGUCCCCAUCGUCCGAUCCGAUCCGCCAUUCCGAUCCACCACCGCCCAUCCAUGUCCCACCACGACGGCAGCAAGCCCUACCAGCCUCGCAGGGGGCCCGAGCGCCCCCCGCAGCCGGUGGCGGACGACCCAGCCGCCUUGCCGCCUCCCCUCGCCGUUGUUGCCCCGGCGGUGGACCACCUCGCGGCCGUGGCGGCCGAGGCGGAGGCGAUGAACCGCUACGCCGAGGAGCAGCAGCAGGUGCACGAGCAGGAGGUGGGGGAAGAAGAGGAGGAGGAGGACGAGGAGAUGGAGGAGGAGGACGAGGACGAGGCGGAGGGGCAGGAAGGCGGGGUCGGCAGAGAGGCCGUCCCCAUGGACGCGGAUGCUGCCGCUGCUGCUGCCGCGGCUGCGGCUGCGGCUGGCUUGCAGAUGGAUCCGCACGGGGCGAUGGUGGCCGCGACUGUGCCGCCCAUCUCGUCCAACCAGCUCACCCUCUCGUUCCAGGGCGAGGUCUACGUGUUCGACUCUGUCUCCCCUGAUAAGGUCCAAGCCGUGCUUUUGCUGCUCGGAGGAAGGGAGCUGAACCCGGGCUUGGGUUCAGCGGCGUCAUCUUCUUCGCCUUACAGUAAGAGGCUAAAUUUCCCACAUCGGGUGGCAUCACUGAUGAGGUUUAGGGAGAAGCGGAAAGAACGGAAUUUUGAUAAGAAGAUCCGGUACACUGUUAGGAAGGAAGUUGCGCUUAGGAUGCAGCGCAAUAGAGGUCAGUUUACAUCUUCAAAACCAAAGCCUGAUGAAGCAACCUCAGAGUUGACAACUGCAGAUGGCUCCCCAAAUUGGGGGGCUCUGGAAGGCCGACCUCCGUCUGCUGCUGAAUGCCAUCACUGUGGUACUAGUGCAACAGCUACACCUAUGAUGCGUCGUGGACCUGAUGGACCAAGAACAUUGUGCAAUGCUUGCGGCCUCAUGUGGGCAAAUAAGGGCUUUUUGAGGGACCUAGCAAAGCCUCCUGUACCCCUUCAAGCUGUGCAAUCAGCUCCGCUUCUAGAUGGUGGUCAGAAUGGAAGUGCUGUAGCAGCGCCUGGCGCCGAGCUAGAGAAUCCUGCAAUAACCAUGGCCAAUGGCCACGAGUCAUCGACGUGAGCAGAGUGGUGUUUGUCUCAGUGCUGGGUGACAAGCAUCAUCCUGGAGUGAUCUCUAUUGUAGGCGGUCAACUGUUGUACUAUAACUUGAGUGGGAACCUGCUAGAUAUCGAGUACUUGGCGUCGUGUAGGUUUUAAGAGCUGCGACAGUGUUUUAUCUCACGGAAUCAUAUGCUUGCAGCCGUUAUGGCUAUAGCGAAUUUGUUUCUUGUUUUGAGUCAUGGCAGUUGAGUAACGAUGAAGUUCAUUACUUCAGUGCGAACACGUAUGUGCUGUAGUUAUUUGUAGAUCUCAAAGCAGAUGUUUUAGCCCGUGCA